This is a messenger RNA of Paramecium octaurelia, 559 nucleotides long. The record is from the annotation of a GenBank genome assembly. NCBI's taxonomy places the organism in Eukaryota, Ciliophora, Oligohymenophorea, Peniculida, Parameciidae.
AUGAUAGUAGGUACAAGAGUAAAUCCAUAUUUUUAAAGCAAUCGCCGAGGUGGAAGUGCUAUAAAAUGUGGAAGAUUAGAAAAUAAUAGUAGUUUUUAAACUCCAAAAAUGAUAAUGCAAAACUCAGCUGAAGAUAAAUUGUUGGUAAUUUAAUUCCUUAAAAUGUCAGAUGAAAUAAUAAGAUGUAAAUCAAUUAAGAUAGAGUCCCUCUUUUAAACUUAAAAAUACAAGAUUUCAUACACCAGGAAAACAUGAGGAGCUAAAGAAAUAAACUAACAUUUAAGAAACCUAUGCUCGUAAAACAAGGAUCACAGUCUUGGAAUCUUUCUAUCAUUAACUAGGAACUGAUGAUGACAUUUCAGUUGUAAAAAAUACUCAGUAAGUCAAAAGGAAAUUGAUAAAUAUAACUCCAUCUUCCUAAACUGCAUUCAUCUCGAAAAAAAAUUAAGAACUCGAAGAAGAAAGCAUUGAGGAAGCACAUUUCUAAUUUGUAUAAAUGCAAUAAAAAUAUAAAUAAUGGUUGGAGAAUUUUGAAAAGAAAAGUGGAAAACAACUUUGA